Cryptomeria japonica (Japanese cedar) is the source of this 1260-nucleotide messenger RNA. Its product is annotated as probable disease resistance protein At4g33300. Lineage: Eukaryota; Viridiplantae; Streptophyta; Pinopsida; Cupressales; Cupressaceae. The transcript is spliced from 4 exons. Bases 1 to 1260 code for a protein of 419 amino acids. Gene Ontology annotation, biological process: defense response to fungus. The record is from RefSeq and is a predicted model, not a curated record.
AUGGUUUCGACGAUUGCGAGCUCUACGCUUGGGGAAUCACACAAGGCGUGGAGAAGAGCAAUGAACAAGAUUUCUACAAGAAAAUAUAAAUCAGAUUACAACAGAAAAGGGCUGUUUAGAUUGCCGCAGAUCAACAUUUGGGUAUAUGUUCGAAAGCUACAAAGACAUGAUGCUUUUGCCACCUUAUCAGAACUUGCAAGAAGAAAUUUGCUAAAUUUAACAAACAAUGCAAGAGGAAAUACAGCAAUCCAAUAUGGAAAUGCUUCAGAGCUAUACUUUUCCCAGCUUGACGUAAUGCGAGAUGUGGCCAUGUAUUUGAGACACCAAGACAAUGUACUCCACCACAAGAGGCUGGUCAUAGAAAGACAAAACAGUGGUUUGCUGGGGAAAUGCGACUUGCUUAAUGACAGCGCAAUUGAUACUCAAAUUCUGUCCAUUGUUACCGGCCCUAUGGAGGAAAAUCACUGGUACGAUAUGACUUUCCCGGAAACAGAGGUUCUUCUGUUAUUUUUUACUUCGACAGAAUACGUUCUUCCUCCAUUUCUGAAAUCGAUGAAAAAACUAAAAUUUCUGAUGAUAUCCAAUUGCGGUACAAAGAAGGCAACGGUGAAAGGUCUAGAUGUCUUAUCUUCACUCAAUCAACUAAAGAGCGUCCGCUUUGAGAGGUUGUUUUCACCCCUUGGUGUAAAAGAGAACAUUGAAGCACUGCAGAACAUAGAGAAGUUAUCAAUGAGUUUAUGUGAAGGAUUUGGAAAUAUAUCCACACUCACCAAGCUACAAGAUUUUAACCUUGACCACUUCAGUGGAUUGGAGGAGUUACCCCUCGGUAUCUGCAAUAUGCCCUCCAUUCUGUCCUUGUCUAUUACCAAUUACCAUCUGCUUCAGAUGUUACCAGAUGAUAUAGGAAAUAUGAGCUCUCUCAGAAUGCUAAGGUUAUCGGUAUUACCAUGCUUGAAAGAGCUUCCUCGAUCAAUUGGAAAACUUGAACAGUUGGAAUAUUUAGACAUUUCAGCAUGCGAAGGCUUGAAAGAACUUCCAAAGGAAAUAGGAAAACUCAAGAAAUUGAAGGAAUUUGAUAUGAGAGAGUGUUCCCGUUUGAAGGCGUUACCUACAACAGUUUGUGACCUAAGUUCCCUGAAGCUUGUUAUCUGCGAUGAGAAGAUUGGCAAGCAGUGGUUGCGGGCCAGGAAUAUUUCUAUUCCGGAGCUGCGAGUUGAAAUUGUUGAGGCACAUUUUAGUUUGGAUUGGCUUGAUGAGUGA